GCCCCCGCCUCCCUCCUCACAAUUGCCGGUCUCAGGGACUUGUGUCGUCUGCUCCUGUCCACUUGUAAUAUUAGCUCGUCUUCUCAAUCUCCGGCCGUUAGACCGUCGUCAAGGGAAGACAGGCCGUUCUUUAGCUUGCCGCUAUCUAGCUGCCGCAUGGCGCUGGAGGCCGUGGUGUACGCGCAAGGCCUUUUCGGCUACGGCGCAGGCAGGGACUCGCCCUACGCGCUCGCCCCGUGGUGCGACGCGGUGGGCGCCGCCGCCGCCGGUCCCGGUGACCUCUUCGCGGACUGGGACGUGGUGCCUAAUGCAGAGGAUCAGUGGGAGCCUGUCUCCAGCUGGGACCUCUCGGAAGCUUCCACGGAGAGCAAGGCGGCGGCGGCGGGGCCGGAGCCCGCGGCUGCCGCGGGGAGGAGGAAGCGGCGGCGCACCAAGAUCGUCAAGAACAAGGAGGAGGUGGAGAGCCAGCGGAGGACUCACAUUGCUGUCGAGCGCAACCGCCGCCGCCAGAUGAACGACUACCUCGCCGCGCUCCGAUCCCUCAUGCCCUCGUCAUACGCUCAAAGGGGCGACCAAGCAUCCAUCGUUGGAGGAGCAAUCAACUACGUGAAGGAGCUCGAACAGCUCCUCCAAUCACUCGAAGUCCAAAAGAGCGUCAAGAACCGCAGCGGAAGCACGGACGACGGCCGAUCCCCUUUUGCCAGCUUCUUCACAUUCCCACAGUACUCCACUUCGUGCAACAACAUCGACGCUCCCACUGCCAGCGACGGCAGCUCCGCGAGCAACGUGGUCAAGAGCGAGACAGCCGUGGCUGACAUCGAGGUGACCAUGGUGGAAGGCCACGCGAGCCUCAAGGUGCUCGCCCCGCGGCGGCCGAAGCAGCUCCAGAAGCUCAUCGCCGGGAUGCAGCAACUGCGCAUCCCGCCGCUACACCUCAACGUGACCUCCGUCGACGCCAUGGUCCUCUACUCUUUCAGCCUCAAGGUGGAGGAUGGCUCCAAGCUGAGCUCUGUGGAAGACAUUGCGGCCGCCGUGCACGAGAUCCUUGGCAGGAUACAGCGGGAGGGGGAGGAGGAGGCCAUGGGCGGUCGUCUGAGCAGCUCGAGCUAGCUGAUGGCUGAUGGCUGAUGGCCGAUGCCACCGAGGAGAGCGCCGUGCGUGCAUGUGAGCGCGCGCGCUGCGGCGCAUGUCGUGUUCCUGCCAUGGAAUCCAUUCUAUUCUACUGCUACUAGCAUCGUACUGUAAGUGACACUGUGAAUGUGAUUGUACCCUGCAUGCAAACCCCCUUGUCCGCUGCGAAGGGCGAAAAGGAAGGACAAGAUAGCUAUAGCUGCUAGCUCUAUAUCAAAAACUGGCGCGCGCUCUGUAUGCUGGCUCUGAUCACUUACUUUAGGAGCCAGUACAGUACGUGCGUACUUGUAGAUUCAUUGAUUCACGGAUUUUACUUUACAUGCAUUCAUGCAGCAGCUGAUGUGUGUGUCUCGAUCGAA
This is a messenger RNA of Lolium perenne, 1490 nucleotides long. RefSeq names its product transcription factor bHLH94. Gene Ontology annotation, molecular function: DNA-binding transcription factor activity, RNA polymerase II-specific; protein dimerization activity; RNA polymerase II cis-regulatory region sequence-specific DNA binding. The record is from RefSeq and is a predicted model, not a curated record. Gene Ontology annotation, biological process: regulation of transcription by RNA polymerase II. Lineage: Eukaryota; Viridiplantae; Streptophyta; Magnoliopsida; Poales; Poaceae.